UACUGGGGCGGUGUGAGGGCGGGGGGCAGCGCCCCGUCACUCGGUGAAGCUCCCCCCCCCCGAGGGGGCAGCAGGCAGCGCCCCGCCCCCUGGGGCGCGGGGCACAGAGAGGGCGUCUCCCUGCCUAGCAAACCCUGGGUCCUGUGGCGGGCGGGACCGCUCCGGGCCCGGCCAGCGCCACCGCCGCCGCCUCCCCCGCCCGGGGCCAGGCGGAGCCAGCAGCCGGAGGAGGAGCGGGUGAGAGGUCGGCCAGCUCCGGUCGCCCACAGAGGCUGAGUCCCGGGCAGAGAGGGCGGCGGCGGCUCGCGGCGCCCGGCGAUUUACUACUCUGAUUAAACCUGAACAAGCUGGGACAAGUGGAAAGACUGCUCGUCUAGGUUAAAGAAUUUGCCCAACACACCCACUGUGUGGCGGAGCUAGAAACCGAACACAGAUCUCCUGACUCCUACUCCGGUGUUUUGACCACGGGAUCAUCUCUGCCCUACAUGCUGUAAGAGUUUGAGAGAUUUCAUUGAAAAUGACUAGCAAAACAACUAGCACAACAAACAAUAUAGCUCAGGCACGAAGAACUGUGCAGCAGUUAAGAAUAGAAGCUUCUAUCGAAAGAAUAAAGGUAUCAAAAGCAUCAGCAGAUCUCAUGUGCUAUUGUGAAGAACAUGCCAGGAAAGAUCCUUUACUAAUGGGCAUACCUGCUUCUGAAAACCCUUUCAAGGAUAAAAAAACAUGCAUUAUAUUAUAGCAGAGCAGAAAAAGAAGCCAAAUCCUAUCCAGAUUAUGAUCAAGCAAUUGUAAUUGGAUGGCCUUUCCAUAACAUCACUGAUGUACAAAUAGCCUAAUAAAGUUUAUAUACAAGUCUUGUGUAUUGAUGGAAUAAGUGAAUGGAAAGAAAACAAUACUGACUUCUAGUAGGUUACCAAUGUUUUUUUGUGUGGGGGGGGGUGUUUCCCUAUAGCCAGCUAUACAAUGCCUGAAAUUGUGAUCUUCUGUAAUGAUAUUUACAGAAAUUAUUAACCACUUUUAAUUUACUGUUUUAUGUUGCAUGUGUCUAAUUUUGUAUUAAAUUAUAUAGACACUGUUAAUAAUGUUAUGUUUUUAACACACCUCCUUUCAAAAAUCUAAAUUUGAGACAUCCUGUAAGAAAAAAUAAAUGCACGGAUUGUUCUGUGCUGACAUUCAAAUUAUUUUUAUAAUUAGAAUAUUUUUCUAAUAAGUUCAAAACAAUCUAGAUUUUCACUGUUUUUAUUCACCAUAUUUCAGUCAUUUUAUAAUGCGUCUUGUUAAAAAUAAUAAUUAACUUAGCUAUAUGCGUUCAUAACUGAGCUACUAGCAGCAGUCAUGCUGUAUUUCUUCAGUUCUGUAAUAUCUUGGUUUUUUCAAAGUAACUUUUUACAACCAAAAUAUUGCCCUUCUGUUGAUCUGUUAUGGCCCGUGUUGUCAGCAAUUUGUGGCUAAAUGUUUGAACCGUUUAGAACCCGAAUGAAUAUAUGAAAAUGUAAUGUAUGCAAAUAUGGUGAUACAAAGGUCAUUUUGAUACCUGGCUCCUUCUCUUUGGCCAUUUCUAAGCAAUUGGUUUAUGCUCCUUCUUACUCAUAGAAUUUCAUGUCAGAAGUAUUCAGCUAAAUUAGAACUUUACAAACUCGUCUUAUAACUACUUACGUUGCAUUAAUUUGAGCAAUGAGUUUAACUGCAGACUUUUUUAAACUGCAGAUUUUCUUUUGACCUGAAUCCAUUUUGUUCAGUUACGACUUCCAUAUCCAAAUGUAUUCAGCAUUUUUACAACUGGAGUCAUAAGUGCCAUGAUUGUGUUUUUUAAGUUACUGAAUCAAAACAUGUAAAUGAUACAUUUUAAAGUAUUAUCACAAACGUUGCCAUAAAACAUACGCUACUGGAAAUAUUUUCAUAAACUCGGGCCUGACUCAGUGCCCAUUGAAGUCAAUGAGAAUUUUGCCAUUGAUUUCAGUGGGAGUAUGAUGAGACUUGGGGUGACUAGCAUACUGUACUUGUAACCUGUUGAAAGUAUCUUCAUAAAUAUUAGGAUUCUAAAUGUUCAUAGUGCCACAAUGUAUGCCUGUUUUUAAAGGAUGAGUUAAUAGUGAUCUAUUUACCCCUGUUUAAUCUGAAGUGUAUUUUUCUACUUUUUUCAUACACUUUUGACAUCUUUGCAAUGCAAGGACAAAUAGCAACUGUUUAAUUCCUUCUUAAACUUAUGCAUUUAAAUAGCAAAAGAUUUUUAUUAGAACAUAGUUGCCCUUUUACCCACAUAUAUAUGAUUAGAAAUAGGGUGCCAGCUUCUUUCAGAUGCCUUCUAACUUUUAGCCUAAAACACAUGGAAACUAUAAUAAAACAGUAAAAUACCAUUGACUGCUUCUGAUUACUUUUGUGUAGGUUUUUAAAUAAACUCUCUGUGUGUAUUGUAUUUUAAACACAAUAUGUAGUGUCAUCUGAAGGUUCAAACAGCUACUUAUGUUUUUAUAUUACUCUUUAAGUAUACAAAAUGCAGUAUAAA
Messenger RNA from Mauremys reevesii (Reeves's turtle), 2506 nucleotides. RefSeq names its product G protein subunit gamma 12 (gene GNG12). The record is from RefSeq and is a predicted model, not a curated record. Bases 518 to 739 code for a protein of 73 amino acids. Gene Ontology annotation, molecular function: G-protein beta-subunit binding. Gene Ontology annotation, cellular component: heterotrimeric G-protein complex. Lineage: Eukaryota; Metazoa; Chordata; Testudines; Geoemydidae. The transcript is spliced from 6 exons. Gene Ontology annotation, biological process: G protein-coupled receptor signaling pathway.